This is a messenger RNA of Amorphotheca resinae ATCC 22711, 1449 nucleotides long. RefSeq lists its product as hypothetical. The record is from RefSeq and is a predicted model, not a curated record. Gene Ontology annotation, molecular function: ubiquitin protein ligase activity. NCBI's taxonomy places the organism in Eukaryota, Fungi, Ascomycota, Leotiomycetes, Helotiales, Amorphothecaceae. The transcript has 2 exons. The coding region runs from base 1 to 1449 and encodes 482 amino acids. Gene Ontology annotation, cellular component: cytoplasm. Gene Ontology annotation, biological process: ubiquitin-dependent protein catabolic process.
AUGUUCGCUAUCCAUCAGCUCGUCACCUCGACCUUUCAUGCGGUUGAGCGAGAGCUGCUCGCACCACGCGAUUCGGCGGGGUCCCAAGCGUCGUCGUCAAUCGCUCCCACUUCAACCCAGUUCACUAUAUCCCAGACAGGUUCGACCACCUCUCCACCCUCUGCAACGUCAAGCAUGCCGAGUUCGGGCGGCGGCGGCUCCAGCUCACCCCUUCUCUUCUUCGUGGCAUUGGGCUUCGGAGUCGUAUUCACAAAUCUAUGGAUUAUUGUAGGAGUCAAAUACUGCUUUCGAUACAAUGCACGCCAACGGGCCUUGCGGAAUGGCGCUGGGGAAGAUGCCGAUCCCAUCAACCUGGAGAACAUGCCUGCAAGGCCACAUCGCCGGCGGAGGGAAAAGAAAUUGAUGACGAUGGACGAGGUCAACGAACGAUUCCCCUUGACGCAGUACAAGAACUGGGCUGCCAACCGCGCGAGUGCAGGACUUUCGACGAACGGCGGCGUCACGGUCGCUGAACCACCGAGUCGUGCUCCAAGUUUAAGAGAGGUCGACUCAUCGCCCACCGAUGCGAAGAACCCUGACCAUCAUGUAUCCGAGACUAUUCAGUCGGAGGAAGCCACCUCAACUGUCAAGAAUGAUAUUGGGGAGAACUUUGCUGAAAGAAAAAGUUUGGAAGGGACAAGCUCUGAAAAGAAAGCACCACAUACUAUCGUCGAAGAGCAUCAUUCCCUGAAAGAAAUACAAACUGCUGAUAGCGCCGGUGAUAAGCACGCCCCUCCGGUGGUGGACGGGGAUGGGGACGACGAUGACGACGAUGACGAACAUAUUCACACUGCGGUACCGCCCGAGCUUAUGACCAACCCUGGAGAUACUUGUGCCAUUUGUAUCGACACCUUAGAACCGGACGACGAUAUCCGGGGCCUGACCUGCGGUCAUGCUUUCCAUGCUGGGUGUAUAGAUCCGUGGUUGACCUGUCGUCGUGCUUGCUGCCCACUUUGCAAGGCCGACUACUACAUACCCAAGCCUCGUCCUGAACGCGAAGCGGCGGAGACUGAGCGUACUGGACGUCGAAGUGGCAGAGCACCCCCACCUCCACAAACAGCCUGGACCGGCAUUCGUGGAAAUCCUCGUCUUAUUCUACCGGGACGGUUCAUCUCUGGAUAUCCAGGUGAUGGAUAUGAUUACGGUCGACGGGAGACUCGACAUGCCAGGAGAGACCGCCGGGCGGCAGCAGCCGCUCAAGCACAUCGAACGGCAGCUAAUGCUAGACCGGUCGAGAAUAGCCGUGCUGCAGCACCAAGAAGAUGGGUGCCUAGGGUAUCAAACCCCUUCAGCUCGAUGCGCAUGCCGAAUAUUCCAUUUCCAGGCCGAGCCCGGGGAAGGGACACCGCUGCAGAGGGGAAUGCUACAGAGCCUUCACCUUCGCAACUGGAAGCCGGUGUAGUUCGAUGA